Messenger RNA from Nematolebias whitei (Rio pearlfish), 2565 nucleotides. It is a transcript of the gene rbm28, whose product is annotated as RNA binding motif protein 28. Gene Ontology annotation, molecular function: RNA binding. The record is from RefSeq and is a predicted model, not a curated record. The coding region runs from base 205 to 2451 and encodes 748 amino acids. Lineage: Eukaryota; Metazoa; Chordata; Actinopteri; Cyprinodontiformes; Rivulidae. The transcript has 20 exons.
GAAGUUCCUUCUUUCCAAUAUGGCUGCUCUCACAUGUAAACAUGCGACCUGAUGUGUUAGUUUAUCGUACUCGAAUAAAACUGUGCUGUAGUUUUUACUUACCGCACCUGGUUCGUGCGGGAGGUACCGUGCAGUUUAACAGUGACCUCCGGUCCUGAAACUCCAGUCUGUGAGUUAGCAUCGAGCUGUUAGCAGGGAGACGUCAUGUCAGCGCACACUUUGUACGUGAACUCUCUGCCAGCAGCAGCUACCAACGAGCGGCUAGAGCAAAUAUUCUCUGAAGUUGGACCGGUGAAACAGUGCUUCGUGGUCAAAGAAAAAGGCACGGAAAAAUGUCGGGGGUUUGGCUUUGUCACAUACGCCAUGGAAGAAGAUGCUCAACGAGCUUUGAAAGAAAUCAAAGAUUACGACGGAAAGAAACUGUCCCUGAAAGUGGCAAAUAAGAAAAUUAAAGACAAAAAGAAAGCAGUUGCAGAUAAGGAGUCAUCUGAUGCACCAGAUCAAGCCGAGCAGAAAACCAAAUAUAUCAGGCAGAGAAUAUCUAAAAACUUCAGACUGAUUAUCAGGAAUCUCAGUUUUAAGUGCACAGAAGAUGAUCUUAAAGAAGUGUUUGGAAAGUUUGGAACUGUUGUUGAAGCCAAUAUUCCUCUGAAACCUGAUGGCAAGAUGCGUGGAUUUGCAUUUGUUCAGUUCAAAAAUGUGUCUGGUGCCACAAAGGCUAUUGAACUAAUGAACCUGAAAGAAAUAAAAGGUCGACAGGUAGCAGUAGAUUGGGCUGUGCCAAAAGACAAGUAUAUUACUGCUCAGCAAUCUACAAGCUCAGAUAAUAAGGUUUCAGAGGAGAAAAGCACAAACACAGGAAGCAAUACUGAUGAAGACCAUGAUAAUCAGCAGAAAGAAGCUACUGCUGGGAAGAAAAAAGUUGGGUUAGCAGCAGCUGAUACGACUCAGUCAAGUGAUGAAGAUGAGAGUGAGGAGCAAAACAGUGAGGAGGAGGAUGAGGAGGAGGAGGAGGAUGACAGUGAAAGUCAUGAAGAAGAAGAAGAAGAAGAAGAAGAUGAUGAUGAUGAUGAUGAGGACAUCCUAGAUUCAAAUGAUGAUCGUGAUGAGAAUGAGGAUGAAGAAGGAGAUCAAGAAACUCUGCCAGCUCCAAAGAAAACUAAAAAGCUCCUGCCUUCGGACGUGAACGAGGGUCGAACAGUUUUUAUCAGAAACUUGGCCUUUGACACGGUUGAGGAAGACCUUGAGGAAGUUCUCCUUCGGUUCGGAGAGCUCAACUACGUCAAGAUUGUUGUCAAUCCAGACACGGAGCAUUCUAGAGGUUGUGCGUUUGCUCAGUUUAAGACCAAAGAGGCUGUAGACAAAUGCAUCGCUGCAGCCCAGGAUGAAGCCGAGAACCGGGGCGUCCGUCUGGAUGGCAGAAAGCUGUCGAUUGUUGCAGCAGUGAGCAGAGACGACGCCACAAAGUUGAAAGAGAAUAAGAAAAAAGUAGAGAAAGGCAGCAGGAACUUGUACCUGGCUAGAGAGGGAUUGAUCCGUGCAGGAACCAAGGCUGCAGAAGGCGUAUCAGAGUUAGACAUGAACAAAAGAGCCAGGUUUGAGGAACUAAAGCGGACCAAGCUCCGGGACAUCAAUGUGUUCGUGUCAAAGACUCGUCUGUGCGUUCAUAACCUGCCUAAAUCAGUGGACAACAGAAAACUCCGAACUUUCUGCCUUCAAGCUGUAAAAGGAGUGCAGCGUGCACGAAUCACAGAGUGUCGAAUCAUGUAUGACAAGAAGCCAGAGAAGGGCCAGCCGACGGGACAGUCGUUGGGCUACGGCUUUGUUCAGUUUCAGGACCAUGAGAAUGCUCUCAGCACGCUGCGCUACCUGAACAACAACCCUGACAUCUUUGGCCCGCAAAAGCGACCCAUUGUUGAGUUUUCCCUGGAGGAUUGUAGGAAACUGAAACUUAAAGAACUUCGAAAGCAGAAACAAAAGGAAUUUUUACAAAAUCGGUCUUUGAAGGGAAAACAGUCCCAGGUAUCUGGGUCUGGUGGAAAAAAAGCCCAGUCUUUGUCCGAGCAGACAGGGGAGAAACAAAAAACAAAAUUUUCGGGCUUCCAGACCAAACCUGAGGUUGAGCAUGUGGAUUUACAAAACGGAAAGAAACGAAAGAAGGUUCUGACUUUUCCUUCUCAUCGGGGACCUAAGAUCAGAAAACGUGACAAAGAAAAGCAACAAGUUCAACCUGCCAAGAAAGCAAAGCCUGGAUGGAAACAGAACAGACAUGAAAGACGACAAAUUGAGAAGACAACGCAGCCCAGAACCCAGACGGCCAAAGCUGCCAGGAAGCAGUUCAGGAAAGGGGACGGGGAUCGUUUCGAGUCUCUGGUGGCGCAGUACAAGAAGAAACUGAUGGGCAGCGGCAAGAGCGCCACAAUGAAGAGAAGCAAGUGGUUUGAUAGUUAGAUCUCUGAGGGAAAUCUACAAUAAUCUGUUUAACAGAGUUUCAAAUAUUGUUUUCAUAUUUCUUAAACUGUACAGGAAGUUUUUCGAUGACUUUUCCUUCGUAUUUUUUUGUUG